AUGGCUGAUUCUGACUCGCCAGAGCUGUUUCUUAGAGCUCUUGGCAUGCGAACCAAGACAGGCCGCUCAAGCAAGCCACUUGUAGGGCUACCAGCCACCAAGCUGGAAUUACGACCUGCUGAGUCGGCAAUUGUGGCUGAGCCUCAAUAUUCCUGCCUGGUAGAGGACGGCCAAAUCUUUCAUUACGACCAGCGCCUGUCUGACUUUCUGCCCAUGUCCAAUGAACUCCCAGGUGCCCUGCAUCUACUGCACUUGAAGAUCCAGCAAUCUUGGGACCUGGGCAGCCAGAUACAGGCUUCUCGUGUUGGAGAGGACUUUAGCACACCUCGUAUCUCCACUAACGAUAAUUUCUACAUUGAUUCUGAUCUGCCUGAGUAUUUAAGGGACAGUGGAACAGAUCGUGUCAGCAACAGCAACAAGGGUCUACUGUACAUCCAAGGGGUCCAAGCCGGAUAUCGACGCCACUGA
Messenger RNA from Trichoderma asperellum CBS 433.97, 468 nucleotides. RefSeq lists its product as uncharacterized. NCBI's taxonomy places the organism in Eukaryota, Fungi, Ascomycota, Sordariomycetes, Hypocreales, Hypocreaceae. The record is from RefSeq and is a predicted model, not a curated record.